UCUCUCCUCUCCGUCUCUCUUUCGUUUCCAGCCCGGAUAACGGAGGUGGACGAGCUUGGAGUUGUUGUUAUUUUUUUUGUUAUUAUUUAUUCCUCGUUUUUGGGAGACCCGCCACCGGGCAUGGAGGAUGUAAAAGACCCGCCGACCGUCCACCGGUCCUCCUCCUUUAGUAUCAAGAGCCUCCUGCUGCCCUCCAAGUGCGACAGAGCAGACUCCGGUGCGGCUGCUGCUGCUGCCGCCGCCGCGGUCGUCGGCAUCCCCGGGACCUUCUCUCCUUCCCCGGGCUCCGACUCGGAGAAGUCGCUGGACCCGCCGGAGGUGGACUCCACGGCCAUAGCUUUGGACCCGGACAAACCGGGCAAGGAGGAGCAGGGGGAAGAGGAGGAGGAGGGCGGAGGGGGAGGCGGAGGAGGGGACGGCGCCAAGGCCACGCCGGAGCAGAAUACUAACGGUAACAACAGCGGGAAAAACGGGAAAUAUGACAAGCCUCCGUUCAGCUACAAUGCCCUGAUCAUGAUGGCCAUACGGCAGAGCCCCGAGAAGCGGCUCACGCUGAACGGCAUCUACGAGUUCAUCAUGAAAAACUUCCCGUAUUACCGGGAGCACAAGCAGGGCUGGCAGAACUCCAUCCGGCACAACCUGAGCCUCAAUAAGUGCUUCGUUAAGGUGCCCAGGCACUACGACGACCCGGGGAAGGGGAACUACUGGAUGCUGGACCCAAGCAGCGAUGAUGUUUUCAUCGGAGGGACUACCGGGAAGCUCCGCAGGCGCUCCGCCACCUCCCGGGGCAAGCUGGCGAUGAAGCGCGGGCUGCGCUUCGCUCCUCUCGGUUUGGGGAUUAACGAGCGGGCGAACAACCCGCUCUACUGGCAGAUCUCUCCGUUUCUGUCCCUGCACCAUCACCACCACCAUCACCCGCACUACAACGGAUCCUCACCCGGGUUUUUGAACCAGGCGGCGGGCUACGGGUCGCUGCUGCCCGCGGUGGAGCAGCUGAGCAACGGGGACCUGGGGCGCUCCAUCCUCGGCGGGUCGGCCGCCGGGGCACUGGGUUUGACGAACAGUUACGGGAUGAGCACGUCGCCUGUCGGGCUGCUCUCCGGACAGACUGCCGGGUAUUUUGUCUCAGGGACCCAACAUGCAGCAGCAUCGGGGCCGCCGGGAGGAGGACCGCCUCCUCCUCCGCCGCCGCCGCACCUCCAGCAGAGCGCACCGGGGUACGGCGGUCUGGCGACCAGCAGCUCCCCGCAGUCCCUGCUGUCGGACUCCCUCAGAAACAGCUCCCUACCGGCCUUCUCCCCGGGAGUGUCCGCGGGGUUCCCCGGGGUGCUGUCCCAUCAAAAGAGGGUCACCCCAAACGCUUUCCUAAACUGA
Plectropomus leopardus (leopard coralgrouper) is the source of this 1374-nucleotide messenger RNA. Lineage: Eukaryota; Metazoa; Chordata; Actinopteri; Perciformes; Serranidae. The record is from RefSeq and is a predicted model, not a curated record.